This is a messenger RNA of Truncatella angustata, 828 nucleotides long. RefSeq lists its product as uncharacterized. The transcript has a single exon. NCBI's taxonomy places the organism in Eukaryota, Fungi, Ascomycota, Sordariomycetes, Amphisphaeriales, Sporocadaceae. Bases 1 to 828 code for a protein of 275 amino acids. The record is from RefSeq and is a predicted model, not a curated record.
AUGAUCGAGGCUGGUCAGCACCUGUGGAAAGCAAGUCAGGAUAUCGACAGCCUGCCAAAGGCAAUCAGUAUCAUCAACGAGGCGAUCCCGAUCUUCCAGGUCAUGGCGCAUUCGAUAUGCGACAGCGCAAAAGUGGUUACGAGCUUCGGCAAUAUCGCCACGGCGCUGGGCACCGUCGGAAACCUGGUCGUCACGUACCAAGGCGUCAAGGCGCUCCAGCUGAUCGCGUCGCAUCUCAAGGACAUCAACGACACGCUCCAGGCGCAGACGGCGCUGAUGUCGAUCGAGAAGUUUCCCCAGGCGGUCUACGACCUGAUCGAGGAGGCCCUGCACAACUACCAGGAUACGGAUGAAAUCUCCAACUGGUUCUUCGUCUACCACCCCGACACUAUCUGGACCCCCGGCUUUCACCGGCUGGUCAUGAACCGAGGUCUUCAUCGUCGCUUCUGCGGCCACAGCAGCCAGCUCGACGCCGCAGUGGUAUUUAUGCUCGCUGCUCGGGAGUUUGCUGACCGGGCCGCUCGCCAUGCGGAUAAGCGAGGGAAGCAGAACCGCCGGAUCAGACUCCAUUUGUUGAUACCGGCCUACCAACCCGUUCUCAUCAAAGACCCAGUCAGAUUUCCAGAGACGUUGGGCGAGUUUGUGGUGCACGGGAAAAUCCACAACAGCACGCCGCUCGUCUGGAUCAACGUCGAUGCAGACCAAGAGCACUGCUUGAGCGGAGUCGGCAGGUGGCAGCCCCCAAGCCUCAAGUGGUUCGAGUCCAUGUUCAACCAACCCGCCGCGCCUAAAACGAGGGAGCUCGGAAGGCCGCUCCUGGAAGAGUGA